CCUUUGUGUUUCGAGACGUGCUUUCGAGAGGUUGGCUUUCUGUCCUUUGUGAAGUGCUUUGAUGCAGAUUGACUGACACACAAUUCAAUUUGCACAGUGUGAAACAAAGCUACACUUGGCCACUUUGCAUAUUUGUGGCUACAGAGCCGCAACAUGUCUGAGGGUUGAUGAGGGAACUGCCAUCGUAUCCCUGCACGCCUUACUUUGAAAAUACAUGUGAGAAAAGUGGACGAUGCUCUCCACAAGUUGCCUCUGAGCAAGGCAACCCUGAAUGUUGCACUGGAGCUGUUUCGUGCUUUAAAUUCAGAACUGUGUUUGUUCCGUGCAGUCUUUACAUUAAUAUAUUUUUUGAUACAGAAAAUGUGUUGUGUAAAGAAGCAUUUUUAAAACAAAGGUUUUACAUUUUGGAUGAGAGGAUGAUUACUGCGAUCAUUUCCGUAUGGUAUAUAGCAGGCUACAGUCAGUGGCUAGUUAGCUUAGCUUAGCAUAAUGACUGAAAUUGAGAGGAAACAGCUAGCCUGGCUCUGUCUAAAGCCGAGAAAAUAUACUAAUUGCAUCUUCAAAGCUUACUGAUUUAGACUGCAGCUGUUUGAGGUGUUGUCAACAAAAUGAUCUCAACAUUUAAGAAUUAGUAUGUUUUUAGGCAUUAUCGUUAAUUUAAAACAUUUUACCUUCAGGUAAGGAAACAUUUCGGCAACUUCUGAUUGGUUUACAGCAAUCUGCUCUACAUGAAUGGACACCUUUGUGCCUUAAGUUUGAAUGCAGCUUCUGUGGAAAUCUUAUACUCCACUGUCAUCUGCAUGCUGCUGUGAAAUGUUCUGACUUUUUUUUAAUUUGAAUGCCUUUUCUGUAUACAUACUGUACAUGCAAGAGUAAUAUCGAUAAUAUUCUACAGAUUUUGGUUCCCAGGGUGAAAACUCUUACAUCUGCUGGAGAAGGAGCUGGAACUUUAAUAGUCAUGGAUCAAUGGUGCGAGCUGUAUACCAGGGUCCACAGCCCUCAGUGAGUCCUCCUCCAUCCACAGCGACGCCCUGUUUCAACUGACCAAGGACGUGUCCUCAGUAGGACUGGAGCCCAUGUCCUCUUGUAAAGAGGAAGUUUGCGCUGAGGAAUCAGAGACUCUGCUGAAGGUGGUGGGUUCUGCUUCCAGUCCUCAGUGCAGCGAGGAAGGCCUUUGCUUCUCUGAUGGCAGACGGAAAGUUGACUACGUUCUGGUCUUCCAUCAUCGACGGCACGGCUCUGUGCGAUCUUUUGCCAGCAACUCAGUUUCACACGACAGGAUAUCCAUUGUUUCCAAUGGCAACUUUCCCUCUGCGGCGGGCUCCGAUGCAGCAGCAGGAAGAGGAGGCAGCAGCCCGGGGAGGGAGGCGGCGAGUGUCGGCGAGGUGUUCGUGGAGCUCGGGGGGGCAGGAGGAAACGAUCUGACGGAGCCUGCUGACCAUGAGAUGGAUCUGAUCAGACAGGAGUUCGAGGCCAGCCUGCAGGAGGCCGGCCUGGAGAUAGAGAGAGACAAAGAGUUGAAGACCCAGGGCCACAGCUUCACUCGUGUCCAUGCCCCCUGGCCCGUACUGUGUCGAGAGGCCGAGUUUCUCAGGAUUAAAGUCCCCACAAAGACGAGUUAUGACCUUAAAGAGGAAAGUGGUUUCGGGUCCACUAUGAGCACAGUGUGGAGGAAAAUGAACCAGCCUUUCCAGCCCAAAGUCCCACAUCAGGACCAUGAAUGCACCAAGUUCCUCACACACUGCUUCUCCAGGGACAAACUCCACCUGUACAACAUCACAUCUAAAGACACUUUCUUUGACAAUGCCACACGGGGCCGAAUAGUGUAUGAGAUCCUGCGACGGACGGUGUGUGUACGGACCUGUCAAACCAUAGGCAUCAGCACACUGAUAGCUAAAGGCGUGUAUGACGCUGCCUUCCCUCUUCAUGAUGGUGACUAUAAGGUCAUCGGACAGCCUGAGGAGAGGAGCGACAGACAGGUUCUUCACGACGAGUGGGCCAAAUACUCCGCCUUUUACAAGUACCAGCCCAUUGACCUGGUCAGGAAGUACUUCGGGGAGAAGAUCGGACUGUACUUCGCAUGGCUCGGUGUUUACACUCAGCUGCUGAUCCCAGCCUCCAUAGUGGGAAUCAUUGUGUUCGGAUAUGGAGUGGCGACGGUGGAUACUAAUAUACCAAGUCUGGAGAUGUGUGAUGAGCGUCUCAAUUUCACCAUGUGUCCGCUGUGCGACGGAGCCUGUGACUUCUGGCACCUCAGCACCGCCUGCGGCACCGCCAGGGCUUCACACCUCUUUGACAACCCCGCCACGGUCUUCUUCGCCAUCUUCAUGUCUCUGUGGGCGGUGCUGUUCUUGGAGCACUGGAAGCGCCGACAGAUCAGUUUGAGCUUCAGUUGGGAUCUGACAGGCAUCGAGGAUGACGAGGAACAUCCCAGGCCAAGAUACGAAACUAUUCUCCUUCAGAAGAAACAGAGAAAGGAGAACAAAGUUAAGAAGAAAAAUAAGAAGAAAAAGAACGAGCCAGAGAAGCAGGAGGAUGGGGCAGUUACAGGGAAGGACAGAUGGAGACAGAAACUACUGUCUGCCAUGGCUGCAGGAAUACCGGCUGCCAUUGAGAAGCUGACAUGGAAAGACCGUCUUCCUGGAUACUUCAUCAACAUUUCCUCUAUCAUCUUUAUGUUCGCCUUGACGUUUUCAGCAGUUUUCGGCGUCAUCAUCUACCGCAUCACAGUGUCGGCUCUGAUGGCGAUGAGCCCCGACCCGGAGACCAAGUCCAAUGUUCGGGUGACGGUGACGGCCACCGCGGUCAUCAUCAACCUGGUGGUCAUUCUGAUCCUGGAUGAGAUCUACGGCGCUGUGGCCCUGUGGCUGACUGAGCUGGAGAUUCCCAAAACAGAAACCCACUUUGAGGAGCAUCUCAUCCUGAAGGCCUUCUUGCUGAAAUUCAUGAACGCAUACGCACCCAUCUUCUACGUGGCUUUCUUCAAGGGGCGGUUUGCUGGUCGUCCCGGAAAUUACGUGUACGUCUUUAAUGAUUAUCGGAUGGAAGAGUGUGCACCUGGAGGCUGCCUCAUCGAGCUGUGCAUCCAGCUCAGCAUCAUCAUGCUGGGGAAGCAGCUCAUCCAGAACAACAUCUUUGAGAUUGGCAUCCCGAAGUUGAAGAAGUUGGUGCGUGCGAUAAAGGAUAAAGGAUCGGCAGAGAAGAAGAUGGAGGAUGAGAGGCCUCCUCAGCAGUGGAACCUGGACUACGCUCUCGCUCCCUUUGAAGGCCUCACGCCAGAAUACAUGGAGAUGAUCAUCCAGUUUGGUUUUGUCUCUCUGUUCGUGGCUUCGUUCCCUCUCGCUCCGCUCUUUGCUCUACUGAACAACGUCAUCGAGAUCCGACUGGAUGCCAAGAAGUUUGUUACGGAGCUACGCAGGCCGGUUGCCGUACGUGCUAAAGACAUCGGCAUAUGGUACAACAUACUGAGUGGAAUGGGAAAAUUCUCUGUCAUUAUAAAUGCCUUUGUGAUCUCCUUCACGUCAGACUUCAUCCCUCGGCUGGUUUACCAAUACAUGUUCAGUGAGACGGGCACCAUGCACGGCUUCAUCGACCACACGCUCUCCUACUUCAACGUGUCAAAUUUUAAACAUGGCACGGCACCGCAGAACAUAGAGCAAGCCGACAUCACCGUCUGCCGGUACAAAGACUACAGGGAACCCCCCUGGUCUCCAGACGCGUACACCAUCUCCAAACAGUACUGGUGUGUCCUGGCUGCAAGACUGGCUUUUGUCAUAUUGUUCCAGAAUCUGGUGAUGUUCCUCAGCCUCGUGGUGGCCUGGGGGAUCCCUGACGUUCCCAAAACUAUCGUGGAGCAGUUCAAACGGGAGAAGAAGCUCCUGGUCGAUGUUUUCCUACGGGAAGAAAAGGAGAAAUUCCAGCUCAUCCAGAGCCUCUUCUCCAAGGAUGCCACCCACCAGCUGAGCACCAACCCCCUCAGCCCGGGCCAGGUCCUGCCCCUCCUGGGCCGUUACAGUACUCUCCCCCCAGGACCCACACAGGGCUCAGGGGACGGAGGGGGGCCGAGGGCCAGGUGCAGGGCCGCCAGCUUCAGCCAGUUCACCAGGAGCAUUCCUCCGUCUCCCAAGAAUGAAAAUGAGAAUUCAAGACACACGGCAGUUUGACGAGUAACACACACAUCCGUAGGGGUGCUGCAACUUGGACUGGAUGACAUGUUGCUCAAUGGAUGUCCGUGUCUUUGUCUUUUCUGUCCUGUUGUGUCUGAGACAGUAGUGCUGGGAUUGAAAAUAACCACGUCCCAUUGGUCUCAGUGUGGUUCCACACUGAUGUGUCUGUGUUGUUCCUACCCGACUGUUCAUCUGAUAAAGUGAUAUCAUUUUUACGUUUUGGUAAAAAAAAGAAAAACACAUGAUUUAGCGAGGCACUCUUGCUUCAUAGCGUAGAUAAGCAAUAAUAACAGUGUUAGGCUGAACAAUCAAAUAAUACAUAAGCUGGCAGAUGAGAUCAAGGAAGAACUCCGGACAGAUUCAGGGAUGGACACGGGCUAAUUUCUAGGAACUUUCCUGCUUCAUGUGCUCCUUAAGUGUUUCUUUCAUCAGAAUUGGUAGCAGCUGCAACAUUCCACAUGUCCUGUUCUUUUAAAUACAUGGUACUGAAAGCACACAGGAGCCUCCGAAGAGAGCAAGUCCUCUUCUGUGUUCCAGUGGAUUUUUUCUUCAUGGACUUCAAGAAUCCCCUUGGAUCAUUUUCAAACGUUACUAGGGUUGUAGUGUUAGUCAGCUGCUGGUCAUUUUGUCUCUACAUUCUGCUCUACGGAUGCCAAUGUGGCACCCUGUUGCAUGCCACUCCUAGAUCAUAGACAUUACACAUUACAUGUCACUUGUUAGACGAUUUUAUCCAAAGCGACUUACAUACAUUCAGUACUGUGGACAAUCCCCACAGGAGCAAUUUGGGGUGAAGUGUCUUGCCCAGGGACACAACGACAUGCUGACUGCAGUGGGACUCGAACUUGCUACCCCCUGAUUCGAAGUCCAUCACACUACCCACAGUCCAAGAAAUAGAUGAUCUGUGAAGCAUUUUUUUCCCCCAGCCAUAUGCACUUGUCUAGACUGAGUACAAAAUGACAAACUGUGAAUGGCGAGAAAUUAUCUUUUUUAUUAACAAUCCUUCUUUCAAAAUGUCGGACUGACUCAUGCAGGUAAGUAAAACAUGUGGGUUUCUACUGCCCAAAUAGACAGGUUGCGUCCCUCAUAAAAUAACUUGUGAGCCAUCCAUUUCUUCUUAUUAGAAUUUUUAACUCAAGUAGCUUUUGCAUGUUAGGUCAAACUAAUAUUCAAAUCCUCCUCACUUUUUGUGCAAGGAAAUAUAAGCUAUAACGAUACAGCAGCUAACGUUUGUCUGUCUUCUGCUAGUGGAUUGGAUGAUAGAGGAUAGCGUUACUUAUUGUAACAUUAAUACAAGACAUUCACCCCUGUUUUUUUCAACAAGCACACACAGUAGUUAUUACCUUAUUAACAUAAUGCUCUAAACACUGAUGGGACUAAAUCAUGAAUAACAAUGGCAGCCCAGAGGCUUCAUUUUCUGUGUGUUUGUUGGAAUUAAAGCAUUUUUAGUGCCUACACUAAAUAUAAUGUCGCUUAAUUUACCAGUAUUGGUGGUGAAAUGGUAUAAAAGGUAUUAUUUUAAUUCCAACCGUGUAUUGAUAGAAGUAACAUUCUAUGAUAGUGUUUUUACACUGUUGCUGCUGCUGUGUUUUAAUAUCUUGGUUUUAGAUUUAAUCUUAUGAUUUUUAAUCGUAUAAAUCUUUAUAACGUGUUGUUUUCUAUAUCUUUGUAUUCAAGCAGCUUUUAACUGAUUUCAUUAAUGUUUCAAUAGAGUCCAUAGCCCUAAUUAAGUCAUCUGUAAAGUGAAGAAAUGAGUCAAUGGAAUCAUACUUUUGAAUUGAAUCUAACACUGCCAUCACAAUAAUAGUGGGAUUUAUGCAUUCACUUCCACAGAUAAUACAGGCUUUGCAUGUGAAAUCCAGCUAAGUCUGAGCGGCCCAACUUCAAAUGUCUUUUAAAUGAAUGUGUGCCAUCUUGGAACACCAAAUCCAGUUCUUGUUUCAAUGUUUAAAUGCCGACACGCUGUAAACCCUUAGGACAGUUUCCUUUUAACUUCUCUUGUAUUUCCAAUACAACACAAAUAGCAACAUGUGUCUGCCCAUUUAGGACUUGUAAUGUAUUCAUAAGGACUUAAGGAAGGAAAUGUUGUGCCGGAUUCUGUUCUAGAUGAAAGAGAAAUGUUUAUACUUACCUGAUCCUAACCCUUACUCAAAGCUCUUAAAUACAUGAUUGUUACAUGGAUUAUAAAAUAAUUGUACAUGUUGUGUGA
Messenger RNA from Gymnodraco acuticeps, 6372 nucleotides. RefSeq names its product anoctamin 2b (gene ano2b). The transcript is spliced from 26 exons. Gene Ontology annotation, biological process: chloride transmembrane transport. NCBI's taxonomy places the organism in Eukaryota, Metazoa, Chordata, Actinopteri, Perciformes, Bathydraconidae. Gene Ontology annotation, cellular component: plasma membrane. The record is from RefSeq and is a predicted model, not a curated record. Gene Ontology annotation, molecular function: chloride channel activity; protein dimerization activity. The coding region runs from base 1077 to 4163 and encodes 1028 amino acids.